AUGGAGAUUGAGAUCAUAUCCAAACAGUGCAUCAAACCUUCUUCUCCAACACCUUCUCAUCUCAAAACCUAUCAAAUCUCCCUCCUUGAUCAGUACGGACCUUCUGGUUAUGAUGACUAUCUCAGCAAUCUUGAGGUCUCUUCGAUCUUCAAAUUAUUUCCAGAUGCGGUUUCGAAUGUAGUCUCUUCAGGAGCUCCUGUUGCUAUUGUGCAAGAAAAUGUUUUCACUUGUGGUGGAAUGGCCUUAGGGUUUUUUCCAUGGCACGUUAUCUUUGAUGCCAGUACUCUAAGUGCAUUUCUUAAGACUUGGUCUGCUUUUGCUAGAAACUCUGUUGAAGAAGCUAUGUUCCCUAAUUUUACAGCCUCAACUAUUUUUCCUCCAAAUAUUCCUUUUAAUCUAGAUUCAUUAGCUAUGGCAUCUCGUUUGUUCGAAUGGAGCCCCUAUGUUGUUACAAGAAGGUUUUUCUUCGAUGGAUCAGUUAUAGCCAAUCUCAAGGCCCAAGCAACAAGAUCUUCUAGCCUUCAGAACCCAACGCGAGCGGAGGUUGUGUCUGCACUCUUGAAAAGCUUUACGGAUGCAUUAUUGAAAGUGAAUCUGGGAACCCAAAUGCCUAUUUUGAUGAAUUUUCCAGUCAACUUGCGACGAAGGGCUACUCCGCAGAUACCUGAAACUUGUGUGGGAAAUUUACUUUUUUUCGCAACUCUAAUGGCAAAAGGUGGGGAAGAGUUUGAUGGGUUGGUGUGGAAGAUGAGGGAAAGUUUGUCGAAACUCGACGGUGACGUUGUGAAGAGUCUUCAAGGUGAUGGAGGGUGGUUGAAGCUUGUUGAGAUUAUUGGAAAGCUUCAUGAUGAAUUAUUUUCCGACUCUGGAAUUGUCCAUAUUGGGCUCAAUAGCUGGUGUAACAUGGGGUUAUACAGUGUUGAUUUUGGGUUCGGGAAGCCUCUGUGGAUUCCGGCUUCUGGUUUCGGCAUCAAGAAUUAUAUGUUUCUGACGGAUACAAAACAUGGUGAUGGAAUUGAAGCGUGGGUGUCAUUGGAUGAACAAGUGAUGGUAGUGCUUGAACAAGAUAACAAACUCAUGUCUCUGCUGCUCGGCACAAGAGAGAAGAUACAAGAAAAUGUUAGAAUUAUCAAAGCUAUUUGCUCUCAAUUUCUCACCCAAGCUCAUAUAAUAUUCUUCUAUCUUGCUUCACCGUUUGCUGAGUGCAAACACAGGUGUGAAGAAUCUUCUCUUCUUGUGAGCUCUUCUAAACUCAAAUCCGAUUCUCUAUUCGUAAGCCUUGAUUCAUCUGACCGCCAUGGAAGGAGUACUGGAGAAGCACGAGAAGGUAGAAGAAAGGAUGAAAGAUGA
Tripterygium wilfordii is the source of this 1350-nucleotide messenger RNA. RefSeq names its product stemmadenine O-acetyltransferase-like. The transcript is spliced from 5 exons. The record is from RefSeq and is a predicted model, not a curated record. The coding region runs from base 1 to 1350 and encodes 449 amino acids. Lineage: Eukaryota; Viridiplantae; Streptophyta; Magnoliopsida; Celastrales; Celastraceae.